CUGUUUUUGUUGUAGGACUGUCACGUAUAGAUGCAAAGAAGCAAACCGGGUCUGAGAACGUUUUUUUCUUUCAUUGUAAGUAUGGAAGAUCUGUGUUUUUUGUGUGCUUAUUAAGCUGAAAUGGGAGAUGCUGAACUGCAAGAGUUUAGACAACGAUGGAAGGAGGAGUUGGAGAAAAACAACACGGACGUUGGACAAGGAGCUGGCGUGAGUAAAUUGGAGACGUGCCAUUACCCACUACAGGCACUUUCUGAAACGACUUUAACUCCUAAUUUUAAAGACUGCGGACACACCGAAAGUGCCCGAGUGAAAAUUAAAGCAGAGCAAGAGGGACCAUCUGACUCCAUUGGUGAUGCUCGUGGAGAUGAAACAUCAAGUUGCUCAAAUUUCCUCAGCGAAAAAGCUGGGAAGUCGGCGAAUGACGCUGGGUCUUAUUCUUUCCUGGCCCAAGGAAACUCCGAUACAACUAAAUCAUAUGUGGAGUACCCAACGUCUGCAUCGCAGUCCUGUUUGAUGCGGGCUGAUGUCAGCAGGAGCGAAGACCGUCGACCAAGCGCCCAGCCGUCGAGCAUUGAGGAUCAGCCCGGCUACGUUUCUAUUGCGGAGGGCUUGUUGGAUGGAAGGGCUAGCCCUUUGUUGGACAGAAUUCAGGCGGAGACUUCACGGAGAAAAAGGGCUCAUGCAAAGGCCACGGCAAAAAGAUAUUUUCAACAGCAGCCUCCGCAGAAGCUGCACAAGAAGGAAACGUUAUUGGAUCAGUUAAUACAGGACUUGAAUGAAUUAAAUGAAAUUCCAUUUUUUGAUGUGGAACUGCCAUAUGAAUUGGCACUGAAGAUAUUCCAGUACCUCAACAGGACAGAACUCGGACGGUGUGCACAGGUGAGCAAGCCGUGGAAAGCCCUCGCUGAAGAUGAAGUUCUGUGGUACAGACUGUGCAUGAAGGAAGGCUACCUCACUGGGGCGAGUGUUUCUGACUCCCCCUGCUGGAAGGGCACUUUGCGAGACUGCAGAAAUGUGGAGCACACUCUAAGGUACAAUUGGAAGAAUCGUGUUGGAUCCGUCACCCAUCUGCAGUACGAACUUGGCAAAGUGCUGUGUGACGUCAGCUCCUGUGACGGCUUGGUAAUAGCUGGGUACACGUCAGGUGAUGUCAGACUGUGGGAUACUCUGCACUGGGACUCUGGCGCCUCCUACCUGCGGCCCAGUCAUGUUGCCAUGGAAACAGCAUUAAGGCCACACAUAAGCCAUGUCCAAGUAAACAGAACUGUGGCAGUUGCAGCCUAUGAGGAUGGGGCUGUGGAUGUGUGGAGUACUGAAACAGGUCAAGAGCCCAUACACCACUUCCAGCACCUCCAGAAGGUGCAGGGCCUGGCCUUGGGCUCAGAUGGUGCUACUGUGGCUUCAGCCUGCGGUUCACGAGUGCGACUGGACUGUCCAGUUGAUAAGGGCUACUGGAAGAUGCUUUACCAGACUGAACUUCAGAAGCCAGUGGAGUUUCUCCGGCUUGCCCCCGACACAGAGGAAGUGCCUCUGGCUGUGGUGUCUGCUGCUGAAACAGUGUACCUGCUGAGAGCAGAGCAGGAUCCCAGUGUUCUCCACUCUGUCUAUGGCCAUCCUGUGACCUGCAUGGAUGUGUCAUCCUCGCAGGCAGCCCUAGGGAUUAAGAGUGGUGGGUGGGCCAUGAACGAUGGCAACAAGAUCCAGGUGUAUAGCUUACAGACAGGCAAGACAGAGCUGGCGAUGGGGAACUCAGCUGGAGAUUUCACUUGCGUCAAUCUGAGAGACAGCCCGCCACAUCUACUGGUCUCUGGGAACAAGGACAGGAGGGUGAGGGUGUUUGACCUCCGUACUGGGAGCUGUGUGACCUCGUUGUACGCCCAUCAUCUGGGCGUGUCGGCUGUGCAGACAGAUGAUUGGAAGAUUGUGAGUGGGGGAGAAGAGGGGCUGGUCUGCGUGUGGGAAAUGAGAAUGGGAGCAAAACUCUGGGAGAUGCACAACAGACAUCCGGUCCGUCACGUUCGGUUCUCCACCAGCACCCUGGUGACGGCUAACAUCCCGGACGAGAAGUACCCUCGAGGUGCCUGCAUCACCGACGACGACCUGACUGCACAUCGCAGGCACAGAGGAGUGAUCUACUUGUAUGACUUCUCAGUUGACAUGUUGGCGCUGGAGCACGUCCUCCCCAUCUGUCGGUCAGACUACACGGAAUCCACAGGCUACAGUUACAACAUUGGACUGGCAAUGCCCUAUGACAUCCUGACGGAGCCCCGGUCUGUCGUGUGACACACACAGGGGCGACGCACAUUGCAGCUACACAACAUGCACUCACACAGUGCUUGGUGAUGCCAGAAUAAUCUUUAAAAAAUAUAUAUAUUUAAAAAAAAAGACUUUAUUCCUACCCUUUCUCUUUUAAACAUCCAGUUCGCUUUUCUUGGAGGGGGGUGGCUUGUUUCGUUAUUUUACAAUCUGAUCUGCUUUUAAGAUAUUAAUUCAUGUAAUUAUGAAUGUUGUCAAAUAAUUUUAAGCUGCAGGGAAAGCUAUAAUUUGUUGAUAAUGGUUCAGAUAAUUAGACCAUAAAUUAGAUAUAUCUAAUUACAGAUAUGUAGUCUUUCAUUUUGUUAUGUAAGAAAACUCUGUACAGUACAAUACAUGUAUUUCUUCUUAAACAUGUUUUAUUUGUAAUUUGUUUACCUUUAAAGUUCUUCAAUCAGGUUUAAAAUGUGAUUUAUGUUUGAGGGUAAUAUUAGCUUGUAAUCAGUGUGUGAUUAAUCUGAUCAGAACAUUAUAAGAUCUGUAUGUAGGGGGAAAAUGUAGAAUUAAAACAAUGUAAUUCUUA
This is a messenger RNA of Lepisosteus oculatus (spotted gar), 2836 nucleotides long. It is a transcript of the gene fbxw8, whose product is annotated as F-box and WD repeat domain containing 8. The record is from RefSeq and is a predicted model, not a curated record. Lineage: Eukaryota; Metazoa; Chordata; Actinopteri; Semionotiformes; Lepisosteidae. Gene Ontology annotation, molecular function: protein binding.